Molecule: messenger RNA, 1973 nt
Organism: Medicago truncatula (barrel medic)
Lineage: Eukaryota; Viridiplantae; Streptophyta; Magnoliopsida; Fabales; Fabaceae
Exons: 14
Coding region: 183-1583 (466 amino acids)
Source: RefSeq, a predicted model, not a curated record
CAAAAAAAUAUAUGGAGGGACCAUAGACAUAUUUUAACCCCUUCAAAACGCCAGCUCCAUUUACCACGCUUUACUUGUGGCCGAACCCAGCCACAAAGCUGACAUGUAUGUAUGAAUGAGGAUUUUAUUCACCGGCGGUGAAGGAAGUUGAAUCCAUGUUCUGAACUCUGCAUCUAACUAAAAUGUUCCUCCGCGCUAAUCCACACUCAGAAGACAGCAUUUCCGAUGACGACGACCAUUACGCUAAUCUUCUUUCGUUACAAAACCACGCUACCAACGAGCAAGAUGAAGAACUACCUCUUCCGGUGCGAUUAGAUUUGUUAAAAGAAAGAUUCUGUAAUCACAAUUCGUCUUCCUCAUUUCAGAAGUUGCCCGAAGAUGAGGAGGUUGAAAUGCCGGACUUCAAUGAGGGUGACAACCACGAUGAAUUGGGAGAGGUGGUUGCUGAUUCGGAUGACGAAGAUACUGUUUCGGAAGAUGAGGGUAGCACCAUCCUCUCGACCAGACUUCUCCAAAGAUAUGGUAGUCAAUUUCUCAGAAAUGAUGAAGUUAAAGAUGCAAAAAGAAAAUCAGAAGCAUUGCUAUGUUUUCAAGAAAGUGCUUCAUCCCAUGCUACCUUCUCAAAAGCAAAUUCAUCCGGCAUCUGGAACAAAGCUAAGCCAAGAAUUUCAUUGUCAUCAGUGACACAUAAAUAUGGGCACACUGGUCCUUCAAUCUCUAAUAUUGACAGGCUGCCUGAAAUUAUGAAAGCUGUUGAUCAUAGGCCUUCUGCAAGUUUAGAUGGAAAUCAUCUCGAAGAUGAUGACAUAGUGGAAAUAAAUUUAGACACCGAGCCUUCUGAAACUGAAGCUCGUCCACAUGAAUUUAAUCUUCCCCUAAUGGCUGAUCUUUUUGACAACCUCCAGGAUAAGACUGAUCUGUAUCCACGUGAUAAUCAAAGAAAAGGAAAAGCAGUGCAGCUUUUUCAGAAGAGUAGUAUAUCCCAUUUGCCAGAGACGGUUGUUGACAGUGAAGACUCCCCUGAACCUGUGGAUAGCGGAUCAUCAAGUGACAAUGAGGAAACUGAUCAACACAUGAGAAUUACUUUCCCGGGAAAGAAAAUGCAGACGAUGGCAGAUAGAUUUCACAAUGCUUUAGGGACUUCCUCUGUUAUUACUGAAAGUGUUGGAGCACAUAACUCAUUGAGAACUGGAAUAUUUGAAAAACUACAGCAGGCGAUGCAAAAAGAAAAGGAAAGAGACAUAGAUUUCUCCAAAAAGUUACAAGCUGGAGCUAAACCAGAUGGUGAAUUUGGCUGUGUUGAUGUAAACAUCAUUUCAAGAUACCUGGAUGGAAAGCUGAUUGUUUGUCAUUGCUCAUUUAGCAAGUAUACCGAGAAUUUUCUCGUACAAGCUGAAGGAAUGGGGUUUGGUGGCAGCAAAGAUGGUCAAAUAACCAUUAUCUUUUGUCCAAGAGUUUGCAAUAAUGUUGACCUUGAAGUGGGGAGCUUAAUCCGUAUUCACCCUCCAUGGAAGGAAGUUCAAGUGGGAAAUGAUAAUAUUAUCCUGUGUUCUUAUUUCUCCGAAAUCUCACCCCCAUUUUGAUUCAUGUGGUCAGAGCAGACCAUGAACAUGUAAUGUUCAUUCUUGUUUCUUACAAAUCAAGGAAAGUCGUGCAAGCAUCUGUUUGUAGUGAAUAGAAUAGCAAAUUCGGUAGCUUCUUACUUUGACUCACGAGUUAAGGACACCUUUGAAUUGAUGUAAAGGAAAUUUUAGUGCUUCUUGUUUUCUUCUCUCAAACAAGAAAUGCAAUUUCGAUAGAAAGAAGGGGCAUGGGUUGCAAAUGCAAUUUUACCAAGAUGUAAAGUUACUGUAUACAAAGUUGUCCUUGAAGCCUGUAUGUUGGAUUCUAUAGUAUUCAUUACUGAGGAUGAAAUUUUAAUUUAUUCAUUUGGUCGUAAUCAUGCUGCUGAUGGUUCUGCAUUACUUACGUAA